This is a messenger RNA of Prorocentrum cordatum, 633 nucleotides long. NCBI's taxonomy places the organism in Eukaryota, Dinophyceae, Prorocentrales, Prorocentraceae. The record is from the annotation of a GenBank genome assembly.
CAGGCGGCGAGCUGGUGCAGAAGUACAUCGGCGAGGGCAGCCGGAUGGUGCGCGAGCUGUUCGUGAUGGCGCGCGAGCACGCGCCCACGAUCAUCUUCAUGGAUGAGAUCGACUCCAUCGGCUCGUCGCGCGUGGACGGCGAGCAGGGCGGGGACUCGGAGGUGCAGCGAACGAUGCUGGAGCUUCUGAACCAGCUGGACGGCUUCGAGGCGACCCAGACCAUCAAGGUGAUCAUGGCCACGAACCGCAUCGACAUCCUGGACGAGGCGCUGCUGAGGCCUGGCCGGAUCGACCGCAAGGUCGAGUUCCCGAACCCCAACGAGGACGCGCGCAUGGAGAUCGUCAAGAUCCACUCGCGGAAGAUGAACCUGAUGCGCGGCAUCAACCUGCGGAAGAUCGCCCAGCAGAUGAACGGGGCCAGCGGGGCCGAGAGCAAGGCGGUGUGCACCGAGGCGGGGAUGUUCGCGCUGCGCGAGCGGCGGCAGCACGUCACCGAGGACGACUUCCAGAUGGCCGUGUCGAAGGUCAUGAAGAAGGACUCCGACAAGAACAUGAGCCUGCAGCAGCUGAUGCGGUAGCCCAGGGCCCACGCGCUUCAUCUCCUUCCCCGUGUCUCCCGCUUGGCGCUAUGAU